CAAAAUAAACCUGAGACGUGUCGAGCUGCCUGUGAUGAUUCUCUGAAUUCGAUCGGAAACGGUGGCAGAACUAUUCUUCAGUCUGAGGAUAAGCUACAGUUCAAAAACUAUUGGAUAUGGUUUGUCGUUAUCUACUAGACCGCAUGGCAUAAAUUAUUAAUCCAACUAGUGGUAGGCAAUACAUUUUACAGUGUACUGUAUUGUAGCCUAUACAGAAAUCUUUGUUUUGCAUAAGAGGCAAGAUCAGGAAAUCGUCACUUUUACCCAGAAUAUUUCUUACACAUUAGUAACACUAUCAUUACUUACACAUUAGUAACACUAUUAUUGAAAGAUAAGAAAUGGAUGAAUCAAACGGUUCUUCAAAAAGGACUAUUCUGUGUUUAUUUGACGUGGACGGCACUCUUACCCCACCGAGAGAGAAAAUUGACCCUAAGCUGGAUGAGUUUUUACAGUCUCUGCGCAGGAAAGUGAAGAUCGGCAUAGUGGGUGGAUCAGACUACUCAAAGAUCGCAGAGCAGCUGGGUGAGGGAGAUGAAGUGAUACAGAAGUUUGACUAUGUGUUUGCUGAGAAUGGCACGGUGCAGUACAAAGAUGGGAAGCUCCUUUCCAAACAGGUGGGUGUGACUGAGGCCAUCCAGAACCAGAUAGGAGAGGAACUACUACAGGACCUCAUUAACUUCUGUCUCAGCUACAUGGGGCUGAUCAAGCUGCCCAAGAAAAGGGGCACCUUUAUCGAAUUCCGCAAUGGAAUGCUGAACAUCUCCCCCAUUGGCCGGAGCUGCACACUUGAGGAGCGAAUCGAAUUCUCUGAAAUUGACAAGAGAGAGAAAAUCCGGGAGAAGUUUGUUGCGGCCCUGCAGGAGGAGUUUGCUGGGAAGGGUCUACGAUUUACGAGAGGCGGUCUCAUCAGUUUUGACGUGUUCCCUGAAGGCUGGGACAAGAGGCUCUGUCUGGACGUGCUGGAGGGGGAGGGCCUGGACGCUAUCUACUUCUUUGGCAACGAGACGUCGUCUGGGGGAAACGACUAUGAGAUCUUCAAUGACCCACGGACCAUUGGUUUCACAGUAUACUCACCAGAGGACACAGCCAGGCACUGUCGAGAGAUUUUCUUCAAAGCUCCCGCCAAUGAGUCGUGAUAAAUCGUGCAGCAGGCACUCUCACAGUCAGCUUCCCUUGGGCUCCCCCUGUUGUUCAGGGCAGGUUCUAAGAGCACCUGAAGGAGAAGAGGUGGAGAUGGGAGGUAAACCACUACAGAUUUGUUAAGUAAUCAAUGCAUUGUUGUUGUUGUAUAAUAUUAUUCUAACUAGCACUGGACACAUAAAGGGAUCAUCAGUAAUUCACAUUGGCUGGACUCCCAUGGAAAUUACUAUGAGAUGUGGACAGAUCUGCUUUUUUAAAGGGAUGAUAGCUCAAACAAUGUGAGGAAGUUUACUAAUGUUUUCAGUUUUUUAUCAUGACUAAGUGUUUCUCUAAGGUUUUAAUGUAAUAUCUGACUGUUUAACAUCUAUCAACCCAAUGUUUUUUGUAGCGUGUCCCUGUAUUUGUAUGUAACAUCAAAUGAACCAUUAUGUCUUAUAGGCCCUCCUGUAAGACAAUCCUCUUUUGUGAAUAUCAUGUGAAGAUUUCUAUACAUUUUGAGUAUAUAAUGUAAAUACCCACUUAUGUUUUGCAUUAAUAUUGAUACAGUUAUCUGACAAACUGGGUUUUGGAUCAUUUGUUUUCUUUGUGAAUGUAGGAAGUGACUAGUGUUGUCUUUGAACAAAAUGGAGCGAGAAAGAGUUUUUUUUCUCUGUACCGGUCCACUUUCAGAUGAAGUGCCUAUAGAAAGUCUGCACCCCCUUGAAUUUGUAAUUGUUUGUCAAGAUUUUUACAAAUGUAAAAACAAAUUAUAACUCAAAUAUAAUUGUUCAUUAAAUAUUCACCCCCUUUGUUUAGGCAAGCCUAAAUUAUUUCAGAAGUCAAAUGUGGCUUAACAAAUCACAUAAUCAUUUAUAUGGACUCACUCUGUGUGAAAUAAUGGGGGUUGAUAUUAUAUUUUUUUAUGACCAUCUCUUGCUCUGUCCUCCCAGGGCUUUUUCGAAAAAGCUUCAGAAAUAAAGGGCAGUGAUUGGUAGAUAGAUAACAAUAACAUAUCAGACAUUGAAUAUAUCUUUAAGCACGGUCAAGUUAAUAAUUAAGUUCAGUCGUUCUUCUGAACUGAGCUGCAGGACAGGAAGGAAACUGCUUAGGGAUGAGGCCAUUGGGGAUUUUAAAACAACUACAGAGUUCAAUGGCUUAGAUGGGAGAAAACUGAGGAUGGAUCAACAACCUUGUAGUGACUCCACAAUAAUGACCUAAAUGACAGAGUGAUAAAAAUAAUAAAAAUACACAGAAUAAAAAUAUUCCAAAACAUGCAACAAGGCACUGAAGUAAUACUGCAAAAGAAAAACAGCAAAGGAAUAUACUUUUUGGCCUAAAUGCAAAGCCUUAUGUUUGGGGCAAAUCCAACACAACACAUCACUGAGUAAUUGCCUUCAUGGUAUGGGUAUGCUUGACAUCGGCAAAGACUGGGGAGUUUUUCAGGAUGAAAACCAACGGGAUGGAGCUAAGCACAGGCAAAAUCCUAUAGGAAAACCUGCUUCAGUCUGCUUUACACCAGACUCUGGGAGAGGAAUUCAUCUUUCAGGAGGACAAUAACCUACAACACAAAGCUGAAUAUACACUGGAGUAGCUUACCAAGGAGACAGUGAAUGUCCUGGAGUGGCCAAGUAACAGUUUUGACUUAAAUCUGCUUGAAAAUCUAUGGCAAGACUUGAAAAUUGCUAUCUAGCCAUGAUGUCCAACACCUUGUCAGACCUUGAAUAAUGGGGAAAUAUUGCAUAAUACAGGUGUGCAAAGCUCUUAUGAGACUUACCCAAGAUGACUCAAAGCUGUAAUCGCUGUCAAAUGUGUUUCUAACAUGUAUUAACUCAGGGGGGUAAAUACUUAUCUAAUCAAGGUAUAUAAAAACAAAUGUUAGAAUUUUUUCUUCCACUUUAACAGAGUAUUUGGUGUAGAUUGUUGACAAAAAAAUGAUAAUUAAAUCAAUUUGAAUUCCACUUUGUUACACAAAAUGUGAAGAAAUCCAAGGUGGGUGUAGACUACACAAAAGGGUUUUCUACACAAAAGGGUUCUUCGGCUGUCCUCAUAGGAGAACCCGUUUCGGUUCCAGGUUAAAACCUUUUUUAUUCCAGCUAGAACUCUUUUGGGUUCGAUGUAGAACCCUCAGUGGAAAGGGUUCAACCUGGAACCAAAAAGGGUUCUUCAAUGGGGACAGCCGAAAAACCCUUUUAGGAUCUAGAUUGCACCUUUUUUUCUAAGCGUGUUUAGGCACUGUAGGGAGAAGUCUUACCUCAUCUAUGCAAAUACAUAUACAUUAUUCCUGCUACUUCAAUCUGCACCACUAUAAGAAAUGGAUCUCACAGAUGGCUUAUACAGCCUUUACAUUACCUACCCAGUAUAUUCACAGGUACACGUCCUUUAGUUGUAUCCAAUCAAAUUUUAUUAAAAGGUUAAUGCCGUCUGCUACAAAUAUAAUAAUCUGGAUGUCUUCACCUUUCUGCCAAAGGCCAUUAGACCUUCCUGAAUGACAAAGGUCCAGUGGACUCACUUGUAGUUUGAUCGACAUACACUAAUUGUGAAAUCAUCAUGUGAUUGUUGAGUACUGUAUUCAUUUGAACUAUGUUCAUUGUAAUAAAUUAUUUUAUAUCAUUGUG
Messenger RNA from Salvelinus fontinalis (brook trout), 3734 nucleotides. RefSeq names its product phosphomannomutase 1-like. Gene Ontology annotation, cellular component: cytosol. The coding region runs from base 339 to 1136 and encodes 265 amino acids. Lineage: Eukaryota; Metazoa; Chordata; Actinopteri; Salmoniformes; Salmonidae. Gene Ontology annotation, molecular function: phosphomannomutase activity. The record is from RefSeq and is a predicted model, not a curated record. The transcript has 8 exons. Gene Ontology annotation, biological process: mannose metabolic process; GDP-mannose biosynthetic process; protein N-linked glycosylation.